UAUCAGUCGACUGAAAAACGGUAUAGCAAAUGUUUUAUUUCAAGAAGGAGUAGGUAUAUGUUGUCACAAUUUCAGAAUCUGAAGUUUUAAUUCUCCUUUUUGAUGCCCAUUUAUUUUGUGGUUGAAAGUUUGACUUGUUUACAGUCAAAUUCAGGCUGAAAUGGUGCUAAUUCCAUCACCAUUACAUGUGGACGGCCAUGGACACAGCUACUUGCCCUUUGAAGUAAACCGAUAUCCUAUCUGCUUUUUCACGUUUCAGUCAAAGAACUGCACAGGGAGUUUCUUCGUGCUGGUUCUGAUGUCAUGCAGACAUUCACAUUUUAUGCCAGUGAUGACAAACUUGGAAACAGGGGAAACAAAGCAGCCGAGAUUGGGGUACAGUUUGUGUACCUGUAUGUAAAACUAGUGAAUUUAGAGGGGGACAAUGAGCGGUGAUUUUGUUACAAAUAGUUAUUGUGAGUCCCAGUUAAGAAAAAAUGUGUCUGAAAUUGAAAAUGGUUCAGUCUUUAUGUAACCAGAUAGUUAACCUGAAGACAUACUCCAAAACUCUGUAUUACAGUAUACUGAAAUUAAAAUGUAGUCCUUCUAUUUUAAAGCGCAACAAAGGCUAAAAGAAAUAUGCAUCCUGAAACAACAGCCAUAAUAACUACCACAGAAAUUACUCAAACAGAAUAUUUUUACAAAUACACAUGUUGAGAUCAAUCGAUCAAUCUUUGCGUCCUAUGGAACACAUGCUAUGAAUUAUUUUGUGUCUUUUGGGGUUUUUAUGCAUCACGGACAUAGGACGCAGAGGUAACAAAAUCACUGCAUUGAGGGGUAUACCCAAUACUGCAACACCGUUAGAAAAAACUGGCAAAUACUGAAAUACUGUGUCAAACAUCAACAAAAUAUCUAUACCACGUAUGAUCGGUCGUGCUUACUUAAAGUUGUAUCCAUCUUGCGUGUUAAAAUUUAUCUCAAGCAUGUAUGCACCAGAAAUCAACCUCAACCAUUGUAAGAAAAUGUGGGAAGACCUCAAAUCUGUUGGUGCAGCUGGUCAUUGGAUGAACUGGCAAUUCCAUUGCAGAUGAAAUAUCAGAAAUUGUGCUAUCAUUUACCAUUAUGUCUAAAGAUUUUAAAAUAUUAACGUAAAUUAACCUGUAUGGCUUACUGUGUUUUGUGUUGCAUACUGUAUUGACUUGUAUUAAGAGUUUAAAGACAGAAGAGCACAAAUGAACAGUUGCUAGCACACCGUGAAGGAUCAUUUUUUCCAGAAUUUUUUCAGCCAAAAGGAUGAAAACUGCAUACCACAGGGCUCGAUGAUACUGCAAUACUGGAAAUUAAAAUAAAAUUAAAGAAAUACUGCUUGAAAAAUGCUUAAUACUGUUAACCCUUAUGUCCCCUUUAAUUUAGAUACAGCAAAUGCAGGUUUGGGAACUUAGUUUUUGGAACACUCUCACCAUAUCUAGUCGAGUGGAAUUCAGAUUGUUUUUUCUCAGUUUUUAAAGUACUGUUUUGAUAAACUUUUCAUUAACCUGCCCAUGCAGAUCCUCAUCCUUUCUACUUCUUGUGACAUCAUCAGUUUUUUAAAAAUUUAAAACGGUCAAGGACGACUUUGUCAUCUUACUUGUGCAAGGUGAAGAGAUCUUUGAAACCAUACCAGAGUGAGCACAAUUAAGUCAAGGAGGCAAAAGAAUAAGGCCAAAAAACCAAAACCAAGUAACAUUGACUCAAAACUUCUUAUGAAUCUUGUUCCACUAUUCUACCUACCUACCUCUCCUUUCAUUUGGUCUUAAGAUCCUAAAAGCUUUCUGAAAAACUUUUCCCACUAACAUGAAGCCCACUAAAUGUCAAUCAAAAGGAAAAAAUGAGGCAAGAAAAGCACAAAAGAAGAGGGGAGGAGCAAAAGCGACGUAAAAGUCAAGACUUUUGUGUCCCUUGUGAAUCCAAAACUUGAUUCCAAAAUUUUGCUUUCUGUGUAUGCUGGAAUUUCAACUGUUGAAAGCUAACAUUUUGAAUCUGGAUGAGAUGGCCGACAUUGAACAGAAUAUGGCUCAACUAACUUCAAAACGCCUUUUUUGAAAAAAUUUCCAGGAGAGACUGAGUUAAUCACUGAACGUGUCGUUCUUACUUGGUGUCGUAAUUAUUUUUCAUUUUCUGAAAAUUUGAUCUUCAGGUUCCAUCAAAGUGAAAAGUAGCGUUAAUGGUUUCUUUAAAAUGCUUUUGCUUCAAGUUUUGAUGUUUUGGUCCAUUCAUAAAAAGGUGUCAUCUUUAUUGUUCAAUUCUUUGAAUUAAUUACAAGGAUGCUUGAUAAGAUGUUAUGAGAUGUUUUUUUUUUUUUUAAUUCAAUUUUUUGUUCUUUUUAGAUGAACUAAUUGAUUCCCCUCUUGGUAGUUCUCAAUAGGCACAAGUACUCCCCUUUCAUCCUUGCUCAGUUGAAUAUUAAGCAAAUUUCCAUUAAAUCUUUUACUUUAUAGAAUUGUUUUAGGUAAACAGUGUACUGUCACUAUAAAGAAUUGGUUCAUGUUCUUAAACUUCAACUUGUUUAAUCAGAACAUAGUGAACUCACAAGCCGCUGUGACAGUAAACUAUGACAAAAGCGAGCCCGAGCGUUCACAUGUAAAUACUAAAAUCUGAUUGGACAAUGCAAUAUCAUCACAGUAAAAAAAAUAUAUUUAUAUAUUGUCACGGUCACAACAACCAUAACUUUUCAAAAAUGUUUGGAAAGCUAAUGUUGAUUCAGUUGAUGGAUUUCUCUGCAAACAGUUAUUUGUAACUUAUUCAGAACUGUCACUAAGAUUUACAGGGUAUAUUCAAAUAGUAUAUGGGGAGUUGAAGAUGCAAGAAAGUUUUUUCCUGUUUUGUUUUUCCUUUCAUCUCCAAUGAAAGUACUUGUAGCUGAGGGUCCUGCUUAUAGUUGCCAGGGGAAACCCCUGACCCUCAAUGACAGCCCUGUUUUUUUUCCCCUGAAAUGAAUUGCCUUUUUUGAAUAAAGAAUGGUGUGAUUAUGCAAAGAGGGAAAGGAAAUUUCAGAACCCUUAAAACCUCUCCCAGGUUACAACAUACCUCUGAACUGCAUUUAUUGAGAUGUUUGGUUUAGGUGUACGGUUUUCAGACUAUCUUAAUAAUGUCUACCUUAUUUUCAUUCUUGUCAACAGUGCAACACCAUUAACCAAGCUGCCUGUGACAUUGCUUUUGAAAUAGCAAAUGAGGGAGAUGCUUUGGUUUGUGGUGGUAUCUCUCAGACGCCAACGUACUUGAGUGGCAAAGGAAAAGAGGCUUGUCAGAAAGAGUUCAAUAAGCAAAUUGAAAUCUUUGUGAAGAAUGAUGUUGAUUUCUUAAUUGCAGAGGUAUGAGGUACUUCUUAGCACAGUGUUAAAAUAAUUAUGUCGUUGAACACCUAGGGGAAUACUCAUCAAAGUUUUUAUACAGGGAGACUCUACCCAGAUGUCCAACCCCUUUCCUUCUUAUACACCAUUUUUGACCAAAGAGGUACUCCUCAUAUACCUACCAUAUAAAAAUGGUACCUUUUUCAAAUACAGGAAAAACCCUGUACUAAGAACCUGGUUUUUAAGAACCUAUUAGGCUCACGAUUAGGCCCCCUCUAUAAAAGAUCCUGUUAAGCCUGAAAUUUGAAACAGGUUCUGGUUUUCUAAAAUCUGCGUAAAAAGUUCUUUACAAUAAGAAUAAGAUAAGUCAACAAUCAGGAUCCCCUUUGGAGACAAAAGCUGCCUUAUCACUUCAUCUGCAAUGUAAUCGUAUGCAAAUUUGAUAUAAGGAAUAAGCUGAAAACCACUAAAUGCUCUUAGUUGUAAUAAAUUUUUUCGUUGGAAAAUAACCACCUAUGAAAACCUAAACAGCCUAAAUUUGUGUCAAGUACCAUUUAUGUAAGAACCUGUUUAGGCUAACUUAAGAAAAUGUAGGUGGUCAUGGGUUUUUAAGUUUACUGUCAGUAUCUAUUUAAAACCUCUUCUUCCCUUUCUGAACCUCUGCAAUGAAGGAAGAGAGAGUAAGGUGUCUGUUUGAUAUUUUUGGUAAAAGGCCCUUUUAAAUGCUCAGUUGAAAGAUUCAUCUACCCUUCAUAUACUCAAACUCACAGAAUGCCUACCCUUGUACAACCUGAAGCCUGAAAAAUGCCCCCCAAAGGGUUGAACUUUUACUGUCACCUUUCAUAUUAAUAGCAACCUUUUCUGCCGUUAACCAGAACCUCUACACAACAGCACUGACCACCGUAAUGUAUGUGUGCCAUGGGCAGCCAGUUGCCACGGAAACCUCAGUAACCAAAAUAGCUAAAUUUGUAAGCAAAAAUAAUGUUGUACACCUAAUGUACUCACCAGGGCAGAGUUGUUCAAAGCUGGGUUAAGAUAACACAGGGUUAGUGCGACAUUUAAGUUCAGAUAUGAAAGCUUAAAAACAACAGGGAAAAUUAUCCAAGAAAAUGCUUUUGAACGCAAAAAAAGAAACCCGGGUUAAAUUUAACCCUGGGUUAAGUGCUAAUUGGCCUUCGAACAACUGGGCCCAGAUGUUUGUUGCUUUUAAUUCGGAAAAUGUUUUUGUCCUAAACAGAGGUGAGUUCUGGUGUGUCAUUUAAAACCUUUUGAUAGUGUUCUAUUAUUGUUUCAAAAAUACUUAUAAAGGGAGUUAUUGAAGUAUUGUUAUAUUCUUAGUACUUUGAGCAUGUAGAAGAAGCUGAAUGGGCAGUGGAAUCAUGCAAAGCCACAGGCAAACCUACUGCUGUUUCACUAUGCAUUGGACCUGAAGGGGAUUUGCAUGGUAUUCCUACGGGAGAAUGUGGAGUGCGCUUGGCCCGUGCAGGUAUGUAAUUAAGUGAAAGCAGGAAUGCCCUACUUCUGUUGUGAACAGAUCAGAGUCACCAGUUAGUGUUGAGUGAUUAGUUAAUGCUUGCUUAGGUUAACUUGGAUGUAACAAAUGAUCAUGGCUUUCAAUUUAUUGUCUUGUAUUACUUAUUCAGAAAUUAUGUCUUUCUUCCCAACUCACUCAACUCCCUGGAGUAGCCUGAGUUCUUCUCUCGUACUGGCUAUCACCAAGGAGUAUUGACAUUGAAACUAACUCAAUUGAUAACACUGAUUCAGAUACUGUAGCCAAGGUCCAGCUCAUUAUGUCCCUCUGAUCAACCAAAUCACAUUUGCUUCUUUUUUUAGGCGCGGAUAUCGUUGGAAUUAAUUGUCACUUUGGUCCUGAUCAGUGUAUUGAAGCGUGUCGUUUAAUGAAGGAGGCCCUUGAUGCAGCUGGGAUUAAAAAGCAUUUGAUAGUCCAACCUCUUGGGUAUUUAACUCCUGAUGCUGGCAAGCAGGGAUUCAUUGAUCUGCCAGAGUUUCCUUUUGGUUAGUUUUGACUGUAGUUUGCUUUGAAAAUCAAUGGCAAAGUGUAGUGCACCCCCACAAGCAACUACCCUUGCUGUCCAAUAAUAGGUUUUCUGCUUGAAAUAAAUAUUACAGGAGCAAUGUUAAUUCUGCCUCUAACAACAUUUUUUAUAAGAAGCAACAAUAUUGCAGUCUGAUACCAAAUCAUAUGAUUCCUGUUAAAGGAAAUGAGUGGUGUGUAGAGUUUGAGGCUAUCUUAUAUACCUGGGCAUAGCUCUCAUUCUCUUACAGUUAUUUCACUGGACUCUCUUUAACCUGGAACUGUUUAUCGCCAAAACAUUUGCGAUUUAAAACACUUUUGAACCAAAAAUUCUGCUGUUUAUGUUCUUUUUUGUGCUUUUUUGAUCCAUUUUGGUCCUUAGCUCUUUUGCCGUAGACCACAACUAACAGGGCCUUGCUCCCGUACCCCACUGGGGACUCAGUGGCCGCCAGACCCCUCACCUAUUGGAAGGCCUCCAGUCCCCAGUGCAAUCUACUUCUUCUCUUAUUCUCUAGUAACUUGGAAGUCUUAAUUUUUACAACCCUGCAAGGGAACCAAAAAUCAGUUUGAGAUUUUGAUAUUUCCAAAUUAUCACUGUGUAUUUAGCUUCCCAUGGAGAAGUUUGUAGGAUUUCAUCACAAAUGUCUUUAUGGGAGGCUAGGCUAUGUUGCAACAUACCAAUAUUCAUAGAUGUAGAUGUCUUGAAAAGUUGGUACACUGAGAAUGUUAACCCCCUUUCUAGCCCUAGAGCCUCGUGUAAUGACAAGAUGGGAUGCUCACAAGUUUGCUCGUGAUGCAUAUAAUGCUGGAAUUCGGUACAUUGGUGGCUGUUGUGGAAUUGAACCGUACCAUAUAAGAGCUGUUGCAGAGGAGGUAACUAUAAUUUCUUUGCUGUUAAAGGCUUAAGUAUUCUCAGAAUUAAAUACAUGUAUGUUGCUCAUGGCUGUGUGGGUAGUUCAUAACAAUUUGCCAAGGAUCAAAAUUAAUAUUUUCUUGUUUUGUCCUGGACAGAUUGAGAUUAAGCUAUUUUAGGUGUUUCUUGAAAAAAUAGUUAUUGUCACACUAAAAACAAACAUAAGUUACAUCUCCACCAAGAGAUUGCCUGUAGGCUAGUGCUGCAAUGGACUAGUGGUGGGAGGGGGUAUCUUUGCAUUUGUGCUGGUGUGAAGGGUUCAUGGCUUUCAAGGACAUGCAGUCUUGUCUGGGGUAAGAAAAAAACUUAAAAGCUUUUAAAAAAAGAGGAACUUAAAAAAGCACCUGUGGGCUUUGAGAAUUUUGAUGGCUAAUAACCAAAUCUUAAAACCCAUACCGUAAAAACUCGUGUAUAAGCCGCACUCGUGUAUAAGCCGCACCCCCAACUUUCAAGCAUGAUUUUGAAAAAAAAAAACCAAAAAUGCGCUUUUGUAAAAAAGGUGAUCGUUUGUUCGCGCAUCAAAAUGUUCACAAAUAAACUUGAGGAAAUUUAAUGUUGUGUAUUUGCAGUGACAUUUUAAAUAAGUUAAUCAACUCUGAAAAUACCUUUUAAAAGGUUCUCUUUAAUCAAUUUCCCCAUUUCCUGCGAAAGACAACAGUUCUCUUCAUUGCUAAAGCCCACAGUUGAAAUGAAAAUGGAACGAUGGAACGAAAAUAAAGUGCUGGAGAAUGCUACAAAACGAUUGCUUAGUAACCACGCGUUUAUUUGACGAGGGAAGUUCGGGAAACGUUCGCUUUCGCAUCAGCUGUGCGUGGAUAUCAUGUUUAUAAAGACGUAUGGAAACCAUCGAUCGGGGAAAAGCUUGUUGCUAAACGAGAGUUUAACAACCCAAUGGACAAACACGCCGUGAAAGGAGCAAUGGUCUCGUGUAUAAGCCGCACCCGCGAUUUUUGACUCAAAAUUUCAGCAAAAAGGUGCGGCUUAUACACGAGUUUUUACGGUAAUUUAUUUUAUUUGCACAAAACCAGUCCCCUCCUCUCCUUGCAUGGGCUUAAAGGGCAAUAUUCCCUCUAUUACAUUUUCUGGUGGAGAUACAUCAAUGAUUGAUAUAAUCUUGUAAAAUUUUAAGCAAAAUUGAUUGAUAUUUUUCCUUUUUAUGUUAAUGUCAGUUAGCCAAAGAAAGAGGAAAGCUGCCACUGUCUAGUAGCAAACAUGGCCAGUGGGGAGAAGGACUCCGAUUACACACUAAACCAUGGGUUCGUGCCAGGUGAGAAAAUAGAAAUUUUCAAAGCUAUCAGUACAGUCAAACCGCCAUGUACAACUGCCUUCCAUAAGCAACUGUCGAUUCAAAACACCAAAAUUUUCUCAGUCAAAGCCUUACAGUUGGAACCUCUAGUAAACAACCACCUCUUGUAAGCGACCGCAACCACUUUUUGGGCCUGAUGGUUAAUGAUAUUCCAUUGUUUUUAACCUCUUGUAAGCGACCACUUGACGUAUUCUCUGAUCUCCAUUUUCACUGUGUACACUGUGUUACUUAGAAAUAUAGAGUCCUUAAGUGUGAUGUCAUAAAAAUAUUAAAUUUGUGAAACUAUGGGAUUUUUUGGGGUAUUAUGAAAGAACAACAUCCAAACGGCCUACUUGCCAAACAUUAGCAUUUUAGGGCAGAUUGUCUUUGAGAUGUUAGCCUAGUUAUGCUCUGAUGACUCCAUACAAAUCUUUCUAAAUUUGACUCAGUUCUUGACAUUAGGAACCAAGUCAAAUUUAGAGGGAUUUGUACUAGUAUCUCCAAAAUAAUUUACCCCACAAAGGUACCUUUUGGCAAGUAGGCCUUCCAGAUGCUGUUCUUUCAAAAUAUCCCAACAAACCCCAUAAUUUCACAAAUCUAAUUCUUAUGACAUAAUCACUUUAAAACUCUAUAUACAAAGACCUUUAGUGAGAACAUAGAACUGCACAUAUCCUAACUUGGACAUUGCAUGCAAUAAAUAUUAUCUUGCAUAAAGUAGAUGUGCCUGGACCUCUUCUCGGAAGAGCCCCCUGUGGUUUGAUUCUUGUAAUGAACACCUCUCGUAAGCGAACACUCAGUCUUUGCAUUUUGGGUGGUUGCUUGCGCAGCAGGGCUAAAGUGCAGGUCACAGGUAAGGACAGGUCACACACAAAAGCAAUAGGACACUGGACAAAACUGUUCUUGAUUGACAUUUUAUUAUACAAAAAUAAAACAAGCCAAGGAACCUCAAUUUUUUCUGUUCUGAACUUUACCAAAUUCCACCCUUGAGAAAAUAUAUUCAUGUUGAUCAUGCAAGGAGAACUUGCGUUACAGCAUAACCAAAGUUGGUAACGAAAUCACAAAGGUAUGCAAAAUCAUGUGAUUUGUAAAAAAAAAAAAAAAAGAAUCUCAAAACAAAGGGUUAUUGCAUUAAGAAUAUCGUGACGUGUUUGUGGAUGUUUUGAAAAGUUGACGGGAAAAACUUAGACAGUGUAAGACUUAUUUGACCACUGAAAUAUGGCAACUUUCUUCAGACUUUCCUUGUCUUAAACUCUUCUUGCCACUCGAGGUGUCUUCCAUCUCUUUUGAAGGUGGUGGCCUGUUGCUCGGGCUUCAUACCAGUCACAAAAUGCUGCUUUGUUAAAGCGUAGUCGGCCAAGAACUUCAAACACUGCUAUUUGGGCUUCUCGAAUAGUUGCUGGACCAUUAUUUCUCGGCUCUUCUCCCAAGAGCCUGCCAUUUUCUCACAUUCUGUUGCACAACAGCUUGAAAUAACUGUUGGAUUUGCCUCAUGGCCCUUAGGUGGUAGCAUUCGGCCAUCUCAACUUGAAUCUUUGACUCUGUAAACUGCUGAUGUAUCAAAGGAUUACAGUGAUGUAUGUCAAUGACUCAAUUGAAGAAAUUGGACAAUAACUAAUCUGAAAACGGCCUUUGCUAGGUAACCAAAACUUGUCAAACAAAUGUAACUACAGAUUACUCGUUAGCAUAUGAACAGUCCUUAUGUAAUGUUUAGGAACAGAAACUACAUUUUUCGGCAUAUGUCCUGUAACCUGUAGCCUGUCCAGUGAUCUGCACUUUAGCCCCGCCAUCGCUUACGGGAGGUUUGACUGUAUUCAGACUUAAAAAUGUUAAGUAGAAGAUACGUGCUGAAUUUUACCAUUUGCUAUAUUUAGUAUAUGCCAAAAAGAACUUCGCAUAGUUUUCUAGAUGGGAGCAGGGAAGUCACCCAAAUAGUAAUCAAGCAGGAAUGUUAUUAUUUUUGUUUUUUUGUUUUCAUGAUUUCAAAAUAAAAAGGUUAGAUAGCUUGACAGGAAAUCAUUGAUAUACUUACAGGGCUCGUAGAGGGUAUUGGGAGAAUCUCAAGCCAUCAAGUGGUAGGCCAAAAUGUGCUAGUUUGUCCACACCAGACAACUGGGGAGUCACUGCUGGUGACAAAGACCUGUGUCAACACAAAGAAAGUACUACUCAGGAAGAGAUGGAUGCUGUCAUCAGCCAAGCCAAACAAAGGGCAGAAGUUGUAAAUGGUAGUCAUUGACAAGAGGUUAUUAUGGCACGUACGUGGACUUCUGAAGCACAAAAAAUAAGAUUAUAUAUACAUACCUUUAGGUAGAAAAAUCCCUGUAAUAACCCAGACUACUUUUCAAGUUAAGCCUUUUAAGGUUCGUUUCAUAUCUGGUAUUAGAAUGUAGGCAAUUACAAAGUGAAGAACAGAAACUUUCUUUUUUGCAACCAUCUCUCAUAACAAUGACCACCCCGUCCAAAUCACCAAAAUUUUCCCACCAGCCAAAAUACAUACUACAGUUGAAAACUCUUGUGAACAACCACCUCUCAUUAGCAACAAAGACAACUUUGGGUUUCCUCUUUUCACAAUUUUCUAAUAGACCCUUCCAUGUGAUAAAAGCAAGCAAAGACAUUGCUCCACAAAGCAGCAAAAUUUUACAGACAUUUGUAUGGUGGGGUCCCCACCACACAAAUGUCUGUAAAAUUUGAUGACUUUGCAGAGCAAGUUAGUUUUUAACAAGUCACAUUUAAACUUGUCAUC
Messenger RNA from Porites lobata, 10281 nucleotides. The record is from the annotation of a GenBank genome assembly. Lineage: Eukaryota; Metazoa; Cnidaria; Anthozoa; Scleractinia; Poritidae.